GUGUGGAACAUGUCAGCGUCCGCCUGGACCUGGAGGGCGAGUUCCACUUCACCCACCUCAUCAUGAAGUUUAAGGUGGGUCCUGGCACACUNNNNGUGGAGCGCUCGGCCGACUUUGGGCGCAGCUGGAAAGUCUACCGCUACUUUGCCUACAACUGCUCCAAGCUCUUCCCCGGAGUCCCCAACCAGCCCUCGGGAAUGGUGGACGAGGUGCUGUGCGACCAGCGCUAUUCUGAGAUCGAGCCCUCCAGCCAUGGGGAGGUCAUCUUCAAGGUGCUGGAUCCCUCCAUCCCUGUGGCAGAUCCCUACAGCCCAGACAUCCAAG
Molecule: messenger RNA, 324 nt
Organism: Apaloderma vittatum (bar-tailed trogon)
Lineage: Eukaryota; Metazoa; Chordata; Aves; Trogoniformes; Trogonidae
Product: laminin subunit beta-1-like
Exons: 3
Biological process (GO): cell migration; substrate adhesion-dependent cell spreading; basement membrane assembly
Cellular component (GO): laminin trimer
Molecular function (GO): extracellular matrix structural constituent; integrin binding
Source: RefSeq, a predicted model, not a curated record